AUGAGCUAUCAUCUUAAGUCAACUUACAAAUUUGUUGUUGAUCACAAAUGUGGUACGCCUCGUGCUCCGGUGCCGCCACCUCGACGCGGUGUUCCGGCCGCAGCUCUUCGAUAUUGUGCGGCCGGAACGGUUGGGGUUGUGGCCUCGGCUGCUCCUGUGGUUGUGCUGUGGGCUGUCUCCUCACGCGGCGGCUGCGCCUGA
Molecule: messenger RNA, 201 nt
Organism: Anisakis simplex (herring worm)
Lineage: Eukaryota; Metazoa; Nematoda; Chromadorea; Rhabditida; Anisakidae
Source: the annotation of a GenBank genome assembly